AUGACAAGUGAAGAGCUGAAAUCUUUGAUCAGUAAUGUUCUGUGCAUGGUGGAAAGAGUGGGCUUCAAAGUUGUUAGUCUGAUAGCAGAUAACAACAGUGUAAACAGGAAGGCAUAUGAACUGUUCACCUCCAGUAGAAUUCUCCAACCCAGUAUUGAACACCCUCUAGAUCCUUCCAGGAAACUUUUUUUUAUGUUUGACACUGUACACAUUCUGAAAUGUAUCAGGAACAGUUGGCAGACAAAGAGAAGUGUUAAUAAAGUGUUACAGUUUCCUGACAUGACUGAUCAUUCAGUAAUAUUGACAGCACAGUACAAGCAUUUGGAGCUGGUAUAUGAGAAAGAAAGAAACUCUUUAGUCAAAUAUGGCCACACACUAUCAGCUAGAGUAUUGUAUCCAUCGUCUAUUCAAAAGCAAAAUGUGAAAUUAGCUUUGAAAAUUUUCAAUGAAAAUAACAUAGUAGCUUUGAAACAUGCAACAAAGGAUAUGCCUAAUGUUACUGAGCACAUAAAUCAGACAGUGACUUUCCUUCAGGUGAUUGUGAACUGGUGGAAGAUUGUGAAUGUUAGAAGUGUAUUUGAAGGACAAAGAUUCAAUGAUCCUUACAGGGAAGCCAUCAGGAAGACAAUCUGUGUUAUUGGCUAA
This is a messenger RNA of Schistocerca nitens (vagrant locust), 645 nucleotides long. RefSeq lists its product as uncharacterized. The record is from RefSeq and is a predicted model, not a curated record. The transcript has a single exon. Lineage: Eukaryota; Metazoa; Arthropoda; Insecta; Orthoptera; Acrididae. Bases 1 to 645 code for a protein of 214 amino acids.